AUGGCUCACCUGGGAGCCCAUUUUGCCUUUCGAUCCCGCUGGCAGAAGACCGACGAUGAACUCUGUCGUCAUAGCAUGUCCUUCAUCCUUCACAGAGCCAUUCGCAAUGACUUCUUUCAGAGCUAUCUCUACCUGCUGGAAAAAAUUCCCCUGGUGAAAUUGUAUGCUUUAACAAGUCAAGUCAUCAAUGGUGAGAUGCAGUUCUAUGCCAGAGCUAAACUUUUCUAUCAAGAAGUACCAGCUACAGAAGAGGGAAUGAUGGGAAAUUUCACUGAACUGUCCAUCCCAGAUAUCCAGGCUUCUCGGGAGUUUCUUAGGAAAUUUGUUGGGGGCCCCGGGAGAGCUGGGACAGACUGUGCCUUGGAUUGUGGCUCUGGAAUAGGAAGGGUCAGCAAGCAUGUCUUGUUGCCCGUUUUCAACAGUGUGGAACUGGUGGACAUGAUGGAAUCAUUCCUCGUCGAAGCCCAGAACUACCUGCAGGCCAACGGGGACAAGGUAGAAAGUUACCACUGCCACAGCCUGCAGGAAUUUACACCCUCACUGGGGAGAUACGAUGUCAUCUGGAUUCAGUGGGUCUCUGGGUACCUGACCGACAGAGACCUCCUUGCAUUUCUGUCCCGGUGCCGCGCUGGCCUGAAGGACAACGGUGUCAUCAUCCUGAAGGACAACGUGGCUCGGGAGGGCUGUGUUUUCGAUCUGUCGGACAGCAGUGUGACUCGGGACAUGGACAUCCUCUGGAGCCUCUUCAGGAAGAGCGGGCUGGUGGUGCUGAGCCAGAAGAAGCAGGACGGCUUUCCAGAGCAGUGCAUCCCAGUGUGGAUGUUUGCACUGCACGGUGACAGACAUUCUUGACCAGCGGUGGGAGUGGGUGGCAGGACUGCCCAGGGGUGCUUUGGGACAGAAGUGCUCUUCUCAUAAUCCAUGGGGCAGGGGGGAUGGAGAGAAAGGAUGCAAUGCAUAUCUGGAAAUGAUUGAUGUAGUAUUUACAAGUUUCCAUUAAUUUUAUAAGCACUUGCACACACUCCAUGGAUUUUCUGAAAGAUAAAUGAAGUGAAACAUCAGGGAAAAUGUUUUAAGAGACUGCUGUAUACACCUAAACUGUGCAAGUGAACACAAAAACAGAAAAGGG
Molecule: messenger RNA, 1129 nt
Organism: Suricata suricatta (meerkat)
Lineage: Eukaryota; Metazoa; Chordata; Mammalia; Carnivora; Herpestidae
Gene: NTMT2
Product: methyltransferase like 11B
Exons: 4
Coding region: 1-852 (283 amino acids)
Biological process (GO): N-terminal protein amino acid methylation
Cellular component (GO): cytoplasm
Molecular function (GO): N-terminal protein N-methyltransferase activity
Source: RefSeq, a predicted model, not a curated record